Carassius auratus (goldfish) is the source of this 749-nucleotide messenger RNA. Its product is annotated as insulin. Lineage: Eukaryota; Metazoa; Chordata; Actinopteri; Cypriniformes; Cyprinidae. The record is from RefSeq and is a predicted model, not a curated record. The coding region runs from base 299 to 631 and encodes 110 amino acids. The transcript has 2 exons. Gene Ontology annotation, cellular component: extracellular region. Gene Ontology annotation, molecular function: hormone activity.
UUAAACAAAGUGAGGGUCAGGAAGAGAAAGGCUGGGAUGACUGAGGUGAGCUGAUAGGGGGUAAUUAUUUGUACUGAUUGAAAGUGAUUAAUUGAGGCUAGAUGUUCAGUUCACUGAUGGACCCUCAUAAAACACAGAGUCUAUUAGAACAGAGAGACACACACAGAAAGAGACAACAAGCCCAGCACUACUGGACAGGACGACACUUUCACUCUUGACAGGACACGAUCAACCUGAGCAGACAGGAUAGAGUUGCUGUUUUCCGUUUCAUGAUCUGUAAAGUUUCGUCGUGAGGAGAAUGGCCAGCCCUGGGAUGCUGCUGCUGUGUCUGUGUGCCGGCUCUCUGGUGACCCACAGCGGCGCGCUCGGGACUCGAAGGCUGUGCGGGAUCCAGCUCGUGGACGCGCUGCUGCUCGUCUGUGGAGAGAAGGGUCUCUCCUACCGGCCUGCCAGGCGGGUCAGAGAGCACGCUUUCCGUGUCAUGAUGAGGAGCAGUGUCCCCUUCCUGUGGCAGACUGGAGCAACUGCUCCGAGUGGAGAGAGAGGUUCUGUUGCAAAGAGAGGCAUUGUGGAGCAGUGCUGUCAUUUCUACUGUGACUAUUACGACCUGGAGAAUUACUGUAACACAUAGAGAGUCUGCUGCAUGCACUUCACCUGAGUAAUAACUUGCUUUAUUUAACUACUGCAGGUCUGGGAUAUGGUAGGCCUAUUUGGAUGAUACCAACCUAAUUAUGAACACUGGUAAAUUA